Molecule: messenger RNA, 222 nt
Organism: Penicillium taxi
Lineage: Eukaryota; Fungi; Ascomycota; Eurotiomycetes; Eurotiales; Aspergillaceae
Product: WD40-repeat-containing domain protein
Exons: 2
Coding region: 1-222 (73 amino acids)
Source: RefSeq, a predicted model, not a curated record
AUGCAUAUGCACCAUCUAUCCAAGAGGGAUUCGUCAACAUUCGCCUUGAUGCAAGACGCUACACAUUUUCUGCUACGACAUUUCUAUAAUAUGGCUCAUUGGCCGUUCCAGAUCUAUAGCUCUGCUCUUAUCUUCAGUCCUGAAACAAGUCUUGUCAGGAUAGGAAACCUAGAAAAAAUUCCAAAAUAUCUCAAAUGUCUUCCCAGCAUGGAAAGCACUUGA